This is a messenger RNA of Chara braunii, 5972 nucleotides long. Lineage: Eukaryota; Viridiplantae; Streptophyta; Charophyceae; Charales; Characeae. The record is from the annotation of a GenBank genome assembly.
GUUGGGCACAACUUCCCCACAGUCGGUCGUUGGUAGUAUAAUAUAAGAAGGGAAGUACGGUUUGCUGCCAACAGAUUAUUGAAUGACGGGUUGCUUUGCUGUUCUUUGCUGCCCAAGUUCCGUGAAAAAAGAGGUUAGUAUGAUGUCUUCGCUGCCCAAGCUCUGGGAAAAGAGAGGGUAGAAAAGAGAGGUUAUUUCACGUCACAGGUCGAAGGUUCCUUGUUAUCGAUGAGGAACGCGCGUAGAGAGGGAAUAGGGGCUGAUUGGGGUGUACUAUCUGGAGAAAGGUUUACAAGGAGCGAAAAGUGUGAGAGAGUGACUGUGUCGCUUAUUGUGGCAUAUAAGAGAACGGAACGGGGAGCAGAGCGACGACGAGAGCACGAGUGUGGAGGGGGAGGGUCUUUUAACGAGGAGAGGGAGGAGGUAGGGGAAAAAGAAGGAGAAGUAGACGGGGGAGCGGGAACGAGGCUUGUGGAGGUCGCGGAGGCCGAUUUCGGUCGCAAGAUAGGGGAAGAGGGGAAGAGAGCGGGGGCCGGCUUGACGGCGGCGGGUAGAAGGCGGAGCGGCGAAGGCGAGGAGGUGGUGGGAUUGGGAGGGAGACAAGGGAGGGCAGCGUGGAGGGUGGGGAACGCGGAAGUGGAGGGUGCGAAUUGGAAGGAGAGGUGGAAGGAGAAGGGGACUCCGAUAAGAGCUGCAGAGGGAGGAGUGAGGGGAGUAGGAGGAGGGGGAGGAGGAGGAGGAGGGGAGGAGGAGGCGGUAAUAGAAGAAGGUAAAAGAGGUCUGAGGACAGGGGGAAGACGACGAGGAAAAGGAGGCGAGGGGUUGGGGAUUGACUGGGGGUUUAUUCGGACUUAUCACGGAAGGUCUAAACACGGCUGCCUCGUUAUGUUUGAUGCAAGGAUAGCACGGUUGUUAGCAUCUGUUAUCUUCAUCUGGGGUUUUCAGUGGGGUGUGAGUAUUGGAGAGGCGGGCCGGUCUGUGGGAGGAGGAGGAGGGAAGCUCGGGUCUGCUGCCUUUUCUUCAGCGGCAGGCAGGUGGAGUGCGGACAGGGAGAAGCAGGAAGAAGGCGAUUUCUCUUCUCUUCUUUUCUUUCGCACGCGACCUGGCUUCCUUUCGCCACCGUUCCCGUCUCGACCGCCUCCUCCUCCCCCUCCCUCUCCUUUUCCGGCUCAGCCGCUGCACCGUCAGCAGCAGUCCGAGCAUAGUCGUGGAUCCUCCUUCGCGGCGGACCCGCCUUCGUGGAGUAGGAGCAGCAGUGUUCUCCUGGUCGUUGUGGACCGGGCGAGCACGUGGCUCUUCUCUUGGGUAGGAGGAUAUGGCGGGGAGAGAUGGACCAAUGGGGAGGUGGAGGACAAGAAGGGAGAAACGGCGGAAAAGAGGAGGGGAAGCCGCCGAAGCACAGCAAGCAAUAUCAGCUCUGAGAGAGCGGCAAAAACGACGACAAGUUGGAGGAGGAAGGACAACUCUCGAUUUGACGGCAUGAACAUAAGGAGCAACAGCAGCAGCAGCAGCAGCUGCGGGUCUUACAGCACAGCAAGUAGGAACGACGAUGAAGACGCAGAGGAGGAGGAGGAGGAGGAGGAAGAGGAAGGUGGGAGAUUUCCGAUGCAGCAGCUUGUUCAUGACGCAGAAACAGGGGCAGCAGCAGGAGUUACCUACCGCCGCCGCCGCCGUCUACAGCUGGCGGCUCCACCCACAGAAGAACCCCCCCCAACGCUGCCUAGCGCAAAUUGCAGCGAUUUAAUUCCGCAGAAUCUGACUGUGCUACUCGUGUGCCACAGCGAUCCGAUUAACGCGUCAACCUGUUGCCCGCUGCUAGAGCGACUACAAAAUGCGUCCCGUGGCGGCUGCGAACACGAAUUGUCGACAAAGCUCAGAGAGCAGAGUUUCAACGAGAGCGCGAUGCUAUCGGCUUGCAGCGUUUCUUCGGCGGCUUCACCGGCCGCUCCAUCUGCUGCGCUUCCUUCGGCGGCGGCCAGCAGCUCGCUGCCAAAUGCGACAGGAGGGAGAGGGGAUCAUGGCUCCGAUGGCGGCGGCGGCAGCGGCACUUCUCCUACCCGAUCCUCUCCCUUUCAACCGUCCCCCUCGACGACCGUUCCUCCCAAGAGGCCCGCCAGCGAGGAGGAUGAGAACAGUCAGAAGAACCCGCCACGACCGUCACCACCGGAAGCGGUGACAACAGGGGGAUUCAAAAAAGAUUUGCCUAUUGUACUGCUUGCCUGCGCGUUGGGCGUGGCGAUGCUGGUUGUGCUUCUGCUGCUUUUCUGCCUUCGCAGACGGAUAGGACGGGGGUGUAGGGUGCUGCUGUGUAUGGGGAAGGUGAGCGAGAAGACGGGAGAGAGGGGGCUGAACCGGGGAAGCAGCAGUGCGCUGAGAUCGGAGGCGAGCCGAGACGCGAGCACUCCGGCAAAGCCGGACGGAUCGGGAGCGGGGGGGAGGAAGGGGGAGCGGAACAUUCUCAAUCGAGCGCCAGAGCCGUACACCGUGUGCAAAUUCUCGCUGGAGACGCUGUCAAGAGCCACCCGAGGAUUUAAUCCCGACUGCGUGAUAGGGGAGCCCGGGGGGUUCGGCAGAGUGUAUCGGGGGACGCUGGACGAUGGGCGAGCGGUGGCGAUCAAGAUGAUGAAGGGAGAUCUGUCGGAGUCGAAGUACAGCCAGUUUCUGGCGGAAGUGGAGCUGCAGAGCCGACUGCAUCACACGCAUCUGUGUGAGCUGAUUGGAUACUGCGACGCGGAGGAGAGCUGGUUGCUGGUGUACCCGUUUAUUCCCGGGGGAACGUUGUUUGAGCAUUUGCACGGGCGGCCGGGGCCGAUGGGGCACCGAGCGGAGAAGCUGGACUGGCCGACGAGAGUGCGCAUUGCGCUCCACGUGUCGAAGGCGAUCAGGUAUCUGCACGAGGAGAUCGACCCGCCGGUGCUGCACCGGGACGUGAAGUCGGCCAACAUUCUGCUGGACCAGAACAAGCGCGCGAAAUUGGCAGAUUUUGGCCUGGCGAAGCUGGGGCAGAGUAUACUGGUGGACACGGAGCGGGGAGGCGUCGAGCCGCGGAGGCUGUGCGGAACCUAUGGUUACAUGGCCCCAGAGUACAUGGUGUGGGGGAAGCUGACGGCAAGGAACGACGUCUACGCCUUUGGCGUGGUGUUGCUUGAGAUUGUCACCGGCCGGAGGGCUGUCGUCAGAGGCGAAGAAGGCACGCUUGCCACGUGGGUGAGACCCUAUCUCGACAACGUUAAUGACUUCAAGAGUAUCGUGGACCCGAUCUUGUUGAAGUGGGGCGUGGACGAUUUGGAAGAAAUCUACUCGCUGGGGUGUCUCGCUGGAGAAUGCACUCACGGCACGGAACGUCUGCGCCCAGCGAUGAGCAGUGUAGUGGAACGCAUAAACAAAAUCGCUAUCAAUUACCCCGUGAGAUGAUCGGCAAUCUCCCUGAUUUUUCAUUCUUGUCUUUCUGCUUUCUUCUGCCUCGUCGUGCUUUUGCUUCUUUUGCGUUGCCUUGCGUUGCCUUGCGUUGCGUUGCUUUGCUCGUCAUUUCGCGUCUUUGCGCUCGAAUUGGCAUUUUCUGCACUCACGGAACUCUGUAGUUCUUCGCCGGACUUGGUCGCUUGCGUGCAUGGAUGGAAGUUGUUCUGUGGCGGCGUCUGCUUUUAUCUGACUACUGUCACUGGUCACCAGCUCGCAUUGCUGUCUAUCUAUCUAUCUAUCUGUCUAUCUAUUAUUUAUCUAUGAAUGAGAGAUCAUUUAGUUGUCUUUCUAUUCAACGGUCGCGAGCUCGCUUUGCUGUAUCUAUCUUCUAUCUAUCAAUCGAUCAGUUUUACCAAUCUCAAUCUCUCUCGCUAACUGUGAUCUACUUAUCGUCUAUUAUCAUUUCCUCAUUUUCCCCGCUAGCUCUCUUUCUCUGUCCAUCCGUCUGAUUACCUGCUUGCUCAAGCGUCUGUCCAGCUUUCUAACUACCCUACCGAACUCACUGAAGCCGCCACGCCGGUCGUUCGUUCUCUCUAUAUAUACCGGGCAAUUCUAUCUCAUAUCUCAUAAGCCUGUCGCGGCGAGCGAGAGAGAAUACUGAAUACUUACAGGACUAUGUGUUGAUGUGUUGUGUGAAGCGCUGCAACGACCUUCUGUCCGAGUUCUCGCUUGCUUGCCGGCAUUAUUGCAGCUGCACAGUAUUUCUGCUAGAGUCAGAGAAAAUGAGGCGCUCUUGCCGCCGCUCACUUCCUCGAUUAUUGCCUUUACCGAUCUCUCUUCGUCCUCUGUGUUUUUACACUUGCCAGUAAAGCGCGCACAGAGGAAGAGAACACAGGCAAACGCACAGACACACAGAGAGAGAGAGAGAGAGAGAGAGAGAGAGAGAGAGNAGAGAGAGAGAGAGAGAGAGAGAGAGAGAGAGAGAGACAGAGAGAGACAGAGAGAGAGAAAGAGAGAGAGAGGUCCGAGCAGUUAUUGAAUAGUGUAAUGGAUCGAAGAAAGGAAGAGAAGAGGAUGAGGGCGUGACGAAGAUUGUUUAUGUGAUUGCGGAUGGCAAGUGAUAGUUGUAUGUGCGGAAAUGGGAUUGGAUUUGCUCGUGCCGGCGAACAUUUAAUAGUGCUCAUGGUGGCUGUGGUGAUGGUGUGAUGGUGAUGAUGAUGACUGUGGUGAGGUGAGAAGCGGGGGGGCGGCGUCUCGCCUUUGAUAGGCUUUGUCAAUUCUGGUGCUGGGUUGGCCAUCUUCAGCCCGACUACACAUUGAAUGCGAGAGAAUUUUCAAGGACAGUGAUGCGAAAUGAUUUCUGGGACUACGGAGGCAUUGUAAAGGAUGGGAGGUAGGUGUAUGAGUCGUUCAAAUUAGUCGAUGAGGGAGAAGGAGGACGGUGAGAGGUACAGAGACGGAGGAAACAUGAACUCCCACUUUUGUUUAGGGUACGGGUGGUUAUGUCUUUUGCGAGACAACUGUCCUCAUUGUCUUCUAAUUCAGUCAGGGUUGCAGCUGCCAGAUCGGCGGAGCAGAGUCCAAUUGAAGGGCGGUGGCAUGUAUAUGUGUUGAGUGGGUGGAGACACGGUCAUGGCAUGGACGCAAAGGUGACCGGCAGGAAGGGGACGACCGGCGGUGGGCGUAUUGAGCACAUGCAUGCUCAGAGUGCCUGUGCGUGCUUUGGGAGGGUGACGGCGAUGGUCAGGAACGAGUUGUUGGUACACAAACCUGGAAAGAAAGGCCUUUAGGGCGAAGACGGCUGAAGCGGGCGUAUUGAGCACAUUUUCAUGCUCAGAAUGCCUGCGCGUGCUUUGGGAGGGUGACGGCGAUGGUCAGGAACGAGUNGCGAAGACGGCUGAAGCGGGCGUAUUGAGCACAUUUUCAUGCUCAGAAUGCCUGCGCGUGCUUUGGGAGGGUGACGGCGAUGGUCAGGAACGAGUCGUUGGCACACGAACCUGGAAAGCAAGGCCUUUAGGGCGAAGACGGGUGAAGCGGGCGUAUUGAGCACAUGCAUGCUCAGAGUGCCUGUGCGUGCUUUGGGAGGGUGACGGCGAUGGUCAGGAACGAGGUGUUGGCACACAAACCUGGAAAGAAAGGCCUUUAGGGCGAAGUGAAGACGGCUGAAGCGAAGGUGUUGUUGAGGGAGGACGGGCGAAUUGGAACGAGGGUGGAUGCUCCAGGCAAAGCGGUGGAGCUUGGAGAAUGAUGCUGGCAAUAAGGGGCAGCCUGUGAAUAUAUGGCUGCGUAAUGUCGAAAUGGCAUUGUGGAGGACGACGUGAAGAUGGCGCGAAAGGGAGGCGCAUGUGAGUAGCCCGGUUAUGAUCGAGAGGACAACUGGAGGUUGGGAGAGAAAGGUGGGUGAGUUGUGAUGGGGUGAUGAUGUAGAUUGAGGGUUGGACGAUCGGGGUGCUGCGAGAGUGAGAGUGUGAAGAAAGACUGGCGAGACCGGCCAGAGGGCCAACUCCUUUCUGUGGCUCUUUUGUAACAAUAAGGCGUUUUUUUUUGGAGCGACCUACGCAUAUGAAUAA